This is a messenger RNA of Ceratina calcarata, 2611 nucleotides long. It is a transcript of the gene Ids, whose product is annotated as iduronate 2-sulfatase. Bases 916 to 2529 code for a protein of 537 amino acids. The transcript has 5 exons. Gene Ontology annotation, cellular component: cytoplasm. The record is from RefSeq and is a predicted model, not a curated record. NCBI's taxonomy places the organism in Eukaryota, Metazoa, Arthropoda, Insecta, Hymenoptera, Apidae. Gene Ontology annotation, molecular function: iduronate-2-sulfatase activity.
UUUAAUUAUAGGAAAUGCGUUUUUCUAAGGUACAUAAACUUUUGGGAUUGACUGUAUAGCCAAUACAUCCUUAAUAUCUAAGAUGAUCAAAUAUCUUUGUAAUCGAUUAUUCAGUUUCGUAGACCGACAAGCCUAGAUUGGCAAGUUCAAUAGACAAAUGAAUAAAGUUCGAAAGAGAACAGAAGUUCAUCGCAGAGUAAUUCGCGCGUAUGUUAAUAUACGCAAGGAAAUAUGAAACUCUUGACUUUCCAUACUAAUUUUUACUAUUUUAUAUUACUGUAUCAUUUUGAUGUAAUUUAUAUUAGAUAAUGAUCGUUGUAGCUAUCGUAUUAAGUAGGUAGGGCAUAUGCGUAGGAACGUAAGCAUUUUAUCCAGCAUUUUCAUUUGUAUGUCUGUACAUUGAGAAGAAAAUAAAGUGCAAUAGCGAGUUGGUCUGUAAUGCAAAUCCAGUUUACAAACCACUUCGUGACCUAUCAUCUCUUGUUUCCUGUUCUGAUGCUUCGCAACAUAAUUAAAAUUCUAUUUGUUCCCUGAGUGAACCGCGUAGAAGCUUUACUUUCUUCUUAGCUUUUUUAUUUUAAACCAACGAUUGAAUACAUUUUUGCGUAACAUAGAAUGAAUUAUGCCUACAAUUCUAGCGGCAGAUUUAAGGAAAAUUUGAAAGAGGUAGAGCCUCUCUCAGAAGCCAAUUUUAUCAUUAUUAUAAAAUAUGUACAGGUAAUUCUCUGAUUUCGGAGCAACAUUUUACCUACAGUUGACUCACGGUCCAAUGUGUUAUCCAUGCAUAUAAGUAUAAAAGUGAAAUCGAAAUAGGGCAAUUUCUCUAUUAAGUCUUCAGCCUUGGUCCAUAUCAAUCUACUGAGGCUUUUGCUUAAAUCAAGUACGAUCAUACGCGGGUGUUCUAACACGUUAAAAAUGUUCUGUACGUUAUAUUUUAUUUGCGUGAUUAAUUGGUGCGUGGCAGAGGGGCAUAAUUUCCUAUUAAUAAUCGUAGACGAUUUAAGGCCCGCUCUAGGAUCUUACGGUGACGAAAAGGCUUACACGCCGAAUAUAGAUAAAUUAUCAACGGAAGGUUUCACUUUCAAUCGGGCAUACGCUCAGCAAGCCCUGUGUGCGCCGAGUAGAAACUCAUUUUUGACAAGUAGAAGACCCGACACCCUUCGCCUUUACGACACCCACAGUUACUGGCGCGAAAGCGUUGGCAAUUUUACAACGUUGCCCCAGCAUUUGAGAAGCAACGGCUACAUUACGAAAGCUAUAGGAAAAGUAUUUCAUCCAGGAAUCAGUUCGAAUCAUUCUGACGAUUACCCUUACUCUUGGUCUGAAAUCCCCUUUCAUCCUUUUACGGAAAGAUACAAGAAUGUGGCCGUGUGUCGAUCAAACUUAACGACAGAGCCUAUGUUAAAUCUUGUUUGCCCAGUUGAUGUGUCUUCAAUGCCGAAUAAAACGUUGCCAGACAUAGAGAUUAUGCAAGAAGCUAAACGGUUUCUAUCUAAUCAAGCAGGGAAUGUUACUCCCUUCUUUUUAGCUGUUGGUUUUCAGAAGCCUCAUAUACCGUUCAAAUAUCCUGAAGGAUAUCUAAAGUAUCAUCCAUUGCAGAAAUUUAAAAUAGUCGAGCCGUAUAAAUGGCCAAAGAAUGUUAGUAGCGUAGCUUAUAAUCCUUGGAAUGAUUUAAGGAAACGAGACGACGUGGCGGCAUUGAAUCUGAGAUUCCCCUGGCAAAAGAUACCAAAACGUUUUGCCAAAUUAAUCAUUCAGUCGUAUUACGCCUCUGUUACGUACAUCGAUGAUUUAAUUGGCGAGUUAAUAAAUCAAUUGGAAGCUUCGUCAAUUCGAAAAAAUACUACAAUAAUAUUAAUGUCAGAUCAUGGAUGGUCGUUAGGAGAACACGCGGAAUGGGCAAAAUAUAGCAAUUACGAUGUUGCUUUAAAAGUACCAUUGAUAAUAUCGAUACCCAGCCUAUCUAAAAGAGAAAAACGAGAUUCAAUCAAUAAGCCUGCUUCUUCGUACACUCCAACAGUUAUACCUUUUCUAAUAGAAUUAGUUGAUGUAUUUCCGACUAUCGCGGACUUAGCAAACAUUCCCAUACCCAGUUGCUCAAAAAGGAAUACAGAAAUCACUUGUAGCGAAGGGAGUAGCCUCGUGCCGCUCAUAAAAGCUGCUUCAAAUAGAACGCUAUUGUACAAAGUACGUUGGAAAAGUGCUGCUUUUUCGCAAUAUCCAAGACCAAAUAUAAAGCCGUCGAUGCAUCCAAAUAGCGAUCAACCGUGUUUAAAAGAAAUCAAAGCAAUGGGAUACACGGUAAGGAAGUACAGGUAUCGGUACACAGCUUGGCUGUCCUUUAAAGCCGAAAAUAAAGUACCAGAUUGGAAUUCUACGAUCGCGGAGGAGCUAUACGAUUAUAAUAACGAGGAUGGUGAGAAUCAGAACGUGGCCUAUUUGUCGAAGUACGCGAAAGUGAAGGGAAAGUUAAAGAGCUUUCUUGAAAAGCGUUGGGGAAGAAUUUUCCCGACGAAUAAACACAAUUAAUUUUCUUUACUUUCUGCCUAGAAAGUAUUAUUGAUCAAAACUUUAUUAUAAAAAUGAGUCUAGUAUAACUAGUAGAAAACAA